AUGUCGAUUCGUACUUGGCCAGGCAGACUGGUUUGUCGUCAGCCCAUGUCAAGAUUUUACGCAAAAUACCUCACAGCGGGGUCCGAAAAAGAAGAAUCACAAGAAAUCGUACCCAACCGCCCGUGCGUACCUGCGCUCAACAGACGAGCAAGCGAAGCAAAAGAAGCGGUUCUUAUCGAACAUCACAGAGACGAGCUCAAAGAUGCUUGUAUCAAAGAAAUGAAAGCAUACGUGGAGCAACUAUAUGAAAAACAUGUAACCAAAGGCUCCAAGUCCCACGACAAGUUCUUUGCAGAUGAAUCGAAAAGAAAAAGUGUUCGUAUAUGGGACGCUGUCCACGCCAGUCUGUUCCCUAAUCCCACAAAAAGCACAGUUGCCAUCGCAUCGCUAACCAGGCGAGUUUCAAAAAUGGAAGAUUUCAAUACAGCGCCAGCGUACCAUGAAAUCGUGGCCGAGUACCAGGAAGAGCUCGCCAACAAUGAAGAUUCCUCUGCCACUGACGACAAUCCGAGCGGCAGCGAUGAAGAAAGCUGCAGCGACAACGACGACACCCCGGGUUUCGAAAAGCGUUACGAAACCAUCACGCGUUCUUUAUCAUUCAUCACCAGGCAUGAUUUUGAUGUUCAAGCGCUGGGUCAAAUUUUUACCGACGAACAGGCGCGUAUGGAAAAGUUCAUAUCCAAACUCACCCAGGCUGUCUCUGUUGCGAUCGAAUUGUUAGGGCAGGACAAACUUGGAUAUAUUUGCGGCCUUGCUAAGCAAGCAGCGAUCAAGGUGGAUCUCAAGUCGCUGGCACCAACCUUUGAUUUUGGCAAGGAUGCUGAAACCGCAAUCAAGCUCACCCCUUGUCCUGACGAAGCUGAGAAGUACUCGGAGCAUAAGGUCUUCUCCUAUGAACAUUUCGCUAACAUAUUGUCUGGAUGCGUCGGCAAGUCGGUGCGAGCUCGGGGUGAGCGAACAGUUUUCAAUGAUAUCCGCCAACUUAUCAAUGCCAAGCUAAGCGACGACCCUGAUGAUAAGUUUUUCUUCAACCAGUCGAUGAUGGACGCACUCAAGCAAUUACCAUACGUCGUUUACCAUGUGGCGUAUGUUCGAGACCUCCGCGUGCUGAUCCUCGCCUUGUUAAGGCUUAGACUUGCCCCCCAACUCCUCAAGCGCUAA
Radiomyces spectabilis is the source of this 1161-nucleotide messenger RNA. RefSeq lists its product as uncharacterized. The transcript is spliced from 2 exons. The record is from RefSeq and is a predicted model, not a curated record. NCBI's taxonomy places the organism in Eukaryota, Fungi, Mucoromycota, Mucoromycetes, Mucorales, Radiomycetaceae. Bases 1 to 1161 code for a protein of 386 amino acids.